UGCUUUAAGUCCCAGUGGACGGAGUUCACUCCAACAAACACCAGCCGAGAACUGGAGAGGAGCUGCAGCUACAUAAAAAGGGGACCUUCAUCCAAACAGGCGCGAGUUGAUCGGACGCAGUGGAUAAAAAAACAGUGACAAAGGUUUCCAGUGUCAAACUCCACUCAAUGUCCCGGAGAAGAGAGGAAUUAAAGUCAGAGGAGCCGAAGACAAAGCAUUAGUCCUCUACUGUAAAUGGACACAGUGAAGAUCUCGUAAAGGACACAUCAUUUAGACCGCCUUGUGUCCUUUCCCUGGAUAGUAUAUCAGUUUGCUUUAUAAAAGCGCGAGAAGCCACAAAGAUGGAUGUGGCGGCUGAUCAGCCCCGCUGGAUGCACCACCACGCAGUGCUGAACGGACAACACCCGGACUCUCACCACCACGGCCUGGGGCACAACUACAUGGAGCCCACGGCGCAGCUCCUGCCUCCGGAUGAGGUGGAUGUUUUCUUUAAUCACCUGGACUCACAAGGAAACCCGUAUUACCACAACCCAGCCAGGGCCAGAGUGUCCUACAGCCAAACGCACGCUCGUCUGACGGGGACUCUCAUCCACAGCCCGGGGAUCUCAUGGCUGGACGGAGGGAAACCAGCCCUGUCGGCUCACCACCACCACCACCACAACGCCUGGGCCGUCAGCCCCUUCAGCAAGCCCAGCCUGCACCACCCGGGCUCCGCGUCCCCCGGCGGCCUCUCCGCGGUCUACCCGUGCAGCAGCAACUCCAACGCGGUGUCCGCAUCCUCUUUAACGCCGCCUUCCCACUCCAGCCCGCAUCUGUACACUUUCCCUCCCACACCGCCUAAGGACGUAUCACCGGACCCCGGGGCCGCGUCUCCCUCCGCCACCAGGAUGGACGAGAAGGAAUCUAUCAAAUACCAAGUGUCGUUAUCGGAGGGCAUGAAGAUGGAGGGCUCCAGCCCGCUGAGGAGCAGCCUGGCCUCGAUGAGCUCGCAGACCUCCUCCACCCACCAUCCCAUACCGACGUAUCCCACCUACUCUCUCGCAGCGGCGCACGAAUACGGCAGCAGUUUGUUUCACCCGGGCAGCCUGCUGGGAGCAUCACCCAGCUUCACCUCCAGGAACAAAGGCAAGACACGGUCCUGCACCGAGGGCCGUGAGUGUGUAAACUGUGGAGCCACCUCCACACCUCUGUGGAGACGUGACAGCACCGGACACUACCUGUGCAACGCCUGCGGGCUGUACCACAAGAUGAACGGCCAGAACAGACCACUCAUCAAACCCAAACGCAGGCUGUCUGCAGCCAGACGAGCGGGCACCUGUUGUGCUAACUGUCAGACGACCCUCACCACACUCUGGCGGCGCAACGCAAAUGGAGACCCCGUGUGCAACGCCUGCGGCCUCUACUUUAAACUGCAUAACGUGAACCGGCCUCUGACCAUGAAGAAGGAAGGAAUACAGACACGCAACCGAAAAAUGUCCAACAAAUCCAAAAAGAGCAAGAGAGGCAGCGACAGCUACGAGGAGUUUACCAAAAGCCUGCAUGACAAGAGCUCUCCCUUCAGCUCUCUGGCCGGACACAUGUCCAUGGGCCACCUGCCUCCUUUCAGCCACUCUGGACACAUGCUUCCCACGCCCACCCCGAUACACCCUUCCUUUGGGCACCCGCACCACUCUAACAUGGUGACGGCCAUGGGUUGAGAGGGACACUGGGGGACCCUGAGAUGGUUGAGGGUCUUGCUAGAGGACAGUGUGUACAAUGUUUCAGACAUGCAGUUUGUGUGUCUUCAUCUUGAUUGUCUCUUGAUUGAUUACGCCAAUGGUAUGUUGGAGAACUGAUGUAUUGUGGGAGGAAAUUACCUUUUUACUCCUUAUCUAUAGGUACCUAUUUUGAUGAUGGAAGGCAGAGAGUGAUAUUCCGCUUCCUGUCAGCCAGGCACCCACAUGUAAACACAAAAAUGUCUUUGCACCUCAUAGGUUUGUCCCCACUGACAGCCUGACUGACUGCAGUGUGGCUCAGUAUGUGCCGAACAGGUUUAUAGUAACUGUGAAUAUUGUAAAUGUGUGAGACUGAAGGGGAUGUCCGUGGCAAGGGAUAUCACCUUUGCAACAGUAAAUGAGAAUAUGCUGGACUUUUUUUUUUUUUUUUUUUUGCUUAUGGACAAUUUUAAAGAAAUUUUCACAAAAGAAAGAAAGCAAACAAAAAGGUUUAUGAAUCCUAAUUUGACACUGUUUAUUAUAAUUAUUGUUAUUAUAAUUAUUAUUGUUAUUCAGAUAAUUUAUUUUCACUACAUUUUUUUCUUUUACUAUAUCACCUGAAUUAUAACAUGGAUACUGUUAUCCCAGUUAUGAAUAUAUUUUUAGCUGAAGCGCUUUCUUUGAGCUGGUCAACAUUUAUACUCGUAAGAAAUAAAAAGAUCAAGUUCAUUAUCCAAUCUGCUCCUUCUAUUCAAUAUCCAAUAUUCUGUAUUUGAGCCUUCAUAAUAACAACAGUUACAGAAAUUCAUUUGCCUUAUUGUGCUGUCCUUCAUGCCAUGUGGAACAAGGUACCAGGGUGAACGUAGACAGAUACAUAUGACCAUCUUCAUAAAUGCACCUUCAGACAUUCAAUUAAUACAGUUAAAAGCUACAUUGUCAGUUCCACCUAUUUGUUUCUCUGUACCACUAUAAAGGCCUUUACACACUGGAUUGUGAUGAAUAAAUGAUACGAAAAUGUGUAA
Plectropomus leopardus (leopard coralgrouper) is the source of this 2716-nucleotide messenger RNA. RefSeq names its product GATA binding protein 2b (gene gata2b). Gene Ontology annotation, biological process: cell fate commitment; positive regulation of angiogenesis; positive regulation of miRNA transcription. Gene Ontology annotation, cellular component: nucleus. NCBI's taxonomy places the organism in Eukaryota, Metazoa, Chordata, Actinopteri, Perciformes, Serranidae. Gene Ontology annotation, molecular function: RNA polymerase II cis-regulatory region sequence-specific DNA binding; zinc ion binding; DNA-binding transcription factor activity, RNA polymerase II-specific. The record is from RefSeq and is a predicted model, not a curated record.